CUCCUCUUUCGGUUGUAGCUUUAGCCGGCUGCCUCUCUGGGCGAAGCAGAAGCUCAGCGCGCAAAUAACUGAUGAGGGUAAAAGACCCAUCAAAGGUUAUCCAUGAUAAAAAUAAGAGACAAAAAAAGGCAAAUCAGCAUCAGGAUGAAGAUUCCUCAGAUGAUAUUACAGGAUUAACAUGCCAGCAUGUGGGCCAGGCAGUUGACGUCCAUCAUGUGAAGCGAGCAGUGGCUCAAAAUGUUUGGUCAAUAUGCUCAGAGUGCUUAAAGGAAAGGAGAAUAUACAAUGGUGAACCAGUAAUGCCUUCUGAUAUAUGGCUUUGUCUCCGAUGUGGCUUUCAGGGCUGUGGUCAAAAUUCAGAAGAUCAGCAUUCUCUAAAGCAUUUCCAGACUGCACAGGCGGAUUCUCAUUGUAUUGUAAUCAAUCUUAGCACAUGGAUCAUAUGGUGUUAUGAAUGUAAUGAGGAGCUAUCAACACAUUGUAACAAAAAGGCUUUGACACAAAUUGUUGACUUCCUCCAAAGGCAUGUUACAAGAAAUGAAUCAAGUUCAUCAUCAAAAAUUAUAUGGCUGCAUGAAGAAAGCAAUGAAGCCAAUGACAUCUUAAGAGGAAAAGGCCUCAGUUCCAGCUGGGCAUCUGUUCCUGUUAAAGGCAUUAAUAACUUAGGGAACACGUGUUUCUUUAAUGCUGUUAUGCAGAACUUGGCACAGACACACAUGUUAAGUGAGCUAAUGUGCGAAAUGAAAGAAAAGGGGACAAAGCUAAAAAUAGCUCAGAGCCCAGCGUCUCAACUGGAUCCAUUGGUAGUGAAUCUUUCAAAUCCUGGAUCUCUGACUUCAGCCAUGCUCCUGUUCCUUCAUAGCAUGAGAGAUGCUGGGAAAGGUCCUCUUUCUCCUAAAAUGUUAUUCAACCAGCUCUGCCAGAAGGCCCCUCGGUUUAAAGGAUUUCAACAACAGGAUAGCCAGGAGGUGCUCCACUACUUGUUGGAUGCAAUGAGAAUAGAAGAAACAAAGCGCAUACAAGCUGCAAUCUUAAAAGCAUUUAAUAAUCCAACAACUAAAACAGCAGAUGAAGAAACCAAAAGAAAAGUCAAAGCAUAUGGAAGAGAGGGUGUGAAGAUGAAUUUCAUAGACAGGAUUUUUGUGGGUGAAUUGACCAGCACUAUCAUGUGUGAAGAAUGUGAAAAUAUUUCCACAGUAAAAGAACCCUUCAUUGAUCUUUCCCUUCCUAUAAUAGAAGAAAGGAUCUCGAAACCUGUUUGUUUUGGAAGGACAAGCAAAGGUAAACAAAUGCAAGAAGCAGAUAUUGAUCGAUUCAGCUGUUCUUCCAUAAGAGUUCUGACUAAUCAGCAAUCAAAAUUAUCUAGAAAAUGUUCAUUAACAAAGGAUAAGAACCAAGUAAACCACGAAAGACGACUUGCCAACAAAUCUGGUGAAGAAGAAACAAGCCCUUUUAUCCUGCCUGGAAAAAUCAGAAACUCUAAAAUAGAAGACAGAGCCAAUCCUUCAUGCGCAAGAGACAGCGGUGCCCUCCUGGACUCUCCAGGAAAUGGGAGUCAGACUGAAGGCAGCGAGAAAGAAGUCAGCCGUUCUGAAAGUAGCAUUGAUGCCGAUAGCGAGGCUUCUGAAAGUGAAAAUGCUUCUAAGCAAAUGAUGGCCAAUAAAACUUGCCCCGCGCCUGAUUUGUGCACAGAUGGACACAGACACUUACCUGCAAAUGCUAAAAUGCAGUACAGCAAAUCAAGCAAUAGCAGUACGGAGGCACUUACUAGUGCCUUGUCAAAAUUUCACUUUGGAAGCCCAGCCAUGGAGAGCGAAGGCCCUCUCAACACUCUGUCGAGCCUGUCGAAGAGCACUGCCUUUUCAACGGAGGGGCAAAACCCUCAAAAUGCUUUCCAGACUCUUUCUCAGAGUUACGUAACAAGUUCUAAGGAAUGUUCGGUUCAAUCAUGCCUCUAUCAGUUUACCUCCGUGGAGCUGCUAAUGGGAAACAAUAAGCUGCUGUGUGAAAACUGUACAGAUCAGAAGCACAGAAACCAGAAAAAAGCAAAUUCCGCAGAUAAGAAGACAGAAGGUGUCUAUACAAAUGCUAGGAAGCAGCUGCUGAUUUCUUUGGUUCCUGCUAUUCUGAUCCUCCAUCUGAAAAGAUUUCAUCAGGCUGGCAUGAGCCUACGAAAAGUAAAUCGGCAUGUAGAUUUCCCACUUGUUUUGGACUUGGCUCCAUUUUGUUCUGCUUUUUGCAAGAAUGUGGCUGAUGGUGGCAAGGUCCUCUAUGCGCUUUAUGGAAUAGUAGAGCAUAAUGGCUCAAUGCGGGGAGGUCAUUAUGCAGCUUAUGUAAAAAUCCGAUCAUCGUCCAAAAAACAUUUGGAGCACAAUUCUAGCAAUAAAAAUGUUCAAGGUUUAAAAGAAUCUCCGGGAUCAGCUGUAGGACAGUGGGUAUAUGUCAGUGAUACCUAUGUACAAGCAGUCCCAGAAUCAAGAGUAUUAAAUUCACAAGCCUAUUUGCUUUUCUAUGAAAGAAUUCUGUAGCCAUGUUCAGUAUGGAAAACAGGAAAGCAGUGUUAUUUAACUUGCUUAAGUGCACAGAAAAUUACAGUAUGUGUAAAUAUUGUGCCUUUAUCUGUUCCUCUUCUUCAAUAGAAAAUAUACCCUGGUUUCAGAUUGUAAAUCAUGGCUUGGAUACAGAACAGCUUCCCCCCCCCUUUUUUCAUGCAUACAAAAAAUACAAUAGAGUGGCUAACAUUUUUGUUCAGUUGCUGUUUUAAAAGAGCCUAUAGUUUCAUAUGCUUUUAUGAAGAGUUGAGGGCAAAGACUGCAUUGAAAUGGAAAUUAAUAAAAAAAAUUGUCAUAUGUGAUUAGAAGAAGGUGGGUGUAUGUGUGCGUUUCUGAAUCCAAGCAGACAUUGCUUUUGGACUCCUAAAUUGUAAUGUGAAACAAUACAUUCUGAAACUAAACAGUAAUGUUUCAAAAUGGGCUAAUUAAAAUCAUGUGCUUUUUCAAAAGUUAACUGCAGGAACAAUCUUGAUAAGACUGACAACCUGAUUUUUCUUCAGUGAAGAAAAAGCUGUUUAUGGACACCAAAGCAUGUUUUUGUAAAAUAUUUGGCACUUGAUAAUUCUUGAAAGAAACGAUUCUUAUA
Messenger RNA from Protobothrops mucrosquamatus (brown spotted pit viper), 3138 nucleotides. RefSeq names its product ubiquitin specific peptidase 45 (gene USP45). The record is from RefSeq and is a predicted model, not a curated record. Gene Ontology annotation, molecular function: zinc ion binding; cysteine-type deubiquitinase activity. The transcript is spliced from 18 exons. Lineage: Eukaryota; Metazoa; Chordata; Lepidosauria; Squamata; Viperidae. The coding region runs from base 72 to 2528 and encodes 818 amino acids. Gene Ontology annotation, biological process: protein deubiquitination.